AAAGGCUUCAACUGAAGCCGCGCAUUUCUCGAACAUUUUGUGCAUCAUACAGCAGUGGACGAACUCAGUGCCGGCCGAAGCAACCGUUUCUUUAACAUUCCGAACUCAUCAAUCAGCCAAAGGAGACGGCAUGAAAGAGUUUUGUACGCUGCUCAAUGAGAUUCGAAAUUCCACCGUGAUGGAGCUAAGUGGCGAUCUGAACAAAGUGGCGCUCAUUCUCAACAACACGAACCGGUAUGUUCGUUCCUUCGACAAUAUCAUCUUCGAUGGCGGUAACGAACCGUACAUCAUUGAAAUAGUCGCGCGGCUGCUGCGGUUCCUGCGGCGGCAGAACUAUCUCGAUGAGCACAACAAAGUAAACGAGCUGUGCGUGACACAGCUGCGCCAAAUAGCUAUGUACUUGUUUCUCAACACGGAUGUUUCGUUCCGUUACGACCUGUCCCGAGUGGUGCAUGUAAAGCACUUACUGAACACAGCGCCGCAGUUGAGCAAGUGCCUGCUGUUGAAUUGCAUCUGGGGGCUCGAUCUGGAUCGGUUCCUGUACGAGAUCGUGUCCAACACACCGCUCUGGUUUUCGAUGCAGUUUCUCGACCAGACCAUCAGUAGCCUUCGGUACGCCAAACCGUACGAGGUGCUCGAGCGCACCGAGUCCCUGGUGCGUUCCAUCUGCUUCGCCAUCUGUCGCACUGACUGCGAUUGGCAGAAGAUCGACCGGAACCGGUACGUGGACCAUCAGCGAACACUGAACAAAAUGUGCGAUCACGUCGCAGAGCUGCUCUGCUUCUACAACACGCCCGAUUCCUCGAAGUUCCAGGGCUGGUCCAAGGUAAGGAAGCACACCUAUUUCGGCUAUGUUCUCUGGCAUCUGUUCAAAAUGGUACUAGCUGGCUUAAAGUUGAAUGAUUGUCGGCCCCAACCCAAGCCACUGGACAGCUCGAUGGCAAUGUACGAGCUGGUGAUCGAACCAGACCGCUACAAUACACCAUCUGCUCCACCGGUAUCGGCACUAUACUCGGGGCCGACCGAACAGGCACUGAUGAAGAUCACCACUUGCCUUCUCAAUACGCUGGAAACCUGUAUCAUGCAUGUGAGCAUCGAGCGGUUCAUCUGCUGGGCCGAUAUAGAUCUGUUCACAAACCAGGAAACCGGAACGCUACAGCAGCUGAUUGGCGAAUCGGCGUAUCGCGUGAGCGAGCUGCUACUCAAUAGCAAGAACAAUCGCCAGCAUAGCAUCCUCACCCAUCUCGCACAGUUCGCCCAGCGCCCGAGAACGUUGGCUGAGCAGGCAUCAACGAUGACGCUUGGGCAACUGAUGACUAAAAUCGAGGAAUCGGCCACGGCAACCCAGCGAACGGUCUAUUUGAAUGAGUUCGUCAAACGCGGCGAGCAAGUGCUCGGUAAUGCCGAGUGUUUGGCGGUGUUAAGCCAACACAAGGCACUGCUUACGGGCGGACACGUUCGCCUGAUGAUUGAGUACGAUACGCGGGACACGGUCGGCGACGAAAUGAUGGACGAGGACGAUGUGCCCGACGAGCGUAUUAAGCUGCGCGAACUUAUCCUCCUCAUUGUACCGACACUCCCGUCGAGACAAUUCCACUCGCUGGUCACCUUCACCAUCGAUACCUUCGGGACGGAUUUCGAUCGCUACAAGCAGGAGAACUUUUCCGUUAGCCUGGUCGCUUUCAUCAACCGUGUGGGUUCUGCCUCGAGUGAUUGUGCAGCCGGUCGGACCAUGCAACGCACCACCGGUGCGAUGCUGCAAUCGCUCAUCUUCCAGUGUCCCACCUCCAUUUUCGCUAAGCUUGUCAACUUUGUCCACGAGUUGGAAGGGCAGGGAACUGAAUUUUACGUAGAUGCCAUUAUCGCCAUUAUCGAACGGCAACGGCCGAUUGCUGCACGCUACAUAUGGCAGCAUCUGGAGUCGCUGCUCGUUACCGAUCUCACUAUCGGCAAAACAAAAGCCCUGAAAUACUUUGCCCAACGGAUUUAUGAGAUCGAACUGUAUGAACGUGAGGCCUUUUACCGACAGCUGCUGCUACGUGGCAUUGAGAAAGCAUAUGAAGCCCGAAAUUUGCUGGCACUGGAAGAGCUCCUAUCGCUGUUCAACUGCACCUGGUGCAAGCUGCUUACAGUUUAUCGAGCACCCAGCAAAGAGAUGGUACGCAUUGUCGCCAAGGAAACCGCCGUUCAAUUAGGACAGUUAUCUACUGAUCUACGCACUGGUCUGGUGAACAGCAAUCCCAACGGGAUCAAUGCACUUUCGCUGGCCAUAGAGCUGCUCGUACCAACCCUUUCGGUACUAGAACGUCUCUGCAGUGCAGCGGAUAACGAGAAUCUGCAGAAAAUCGCAAAGAGUGACUGGCCCUUGACCACACAGUACUACUUCCAGGAAUACCUCAAACCGAAGGACCGUUCCGGCGAUUCGGAACAUACAAGCAAAUCGUUUGCCGAGUUUAUUUACGAUGAAGAGCUGGUGCCGAAGGUUUCGAAUGACAAUGCCAUUCGGUCCUUCUUAGUACGGAUGCUCCCUCAGUGUGUCGAAAGCGAAGCUCUUAUUUUGGCGCAGGACGAGAUGCUGCGCCCACAGUUGUUCAACGCAGUCGAGAUACUGCUGGACGAGUGGCUGAAGCGAAAGCAAGUGGAAAGCAAUCUCUAUUUCCCGAUACAUUGGCUAGCUAACUACAAUGCCUGUCUGAAGGUACCCCUCCGCUCUUCUGAUAUCGUGGGAAGCGACCAAAACGGUCGGAACCGAACCGAAUGCCUAGCGCUCAAGAAAACUUUCGUUGAAAUGGUGGACAGAUUUGCGAAGAACUUUGAUGAUAGUGAUGCGGAUAAUCAUCAGGUGUACAAGUUACUAGCUGCAGUCGAACAGGAGUUGGCAAUGCUUGAACAGUAAAUCGGUUUUCGACGAAGACGCGAACGUUCUAUUUCUUAAAUCCUUUCCAUACUUUCACGGCUUCUGCAAACACCUCUCUCUGGCGCAGCGUACAAAGAGAAUUGGGCUAUCAAAUUGUUAGUGUUGAUCCUCUUUCUUUUCUUCGCUUUCUUAAUUGUUCAUGUCCGCUUGAGAUUAAAGGAAAAAAUAAACUCAUCUUUUUUGAAGAAA
This is a messenger RNA of Anopheles aquasalis, 3106 nucleotides long. RefSeq lists its product as uncharacterized. NCBI's taxonomy places the organism in Eukaryota, Metazoa, Arthropoda, Insecta, Diptera, Culicidae. The record is from RefSeq and is a predicted model, not a curated record.